Hypomesus transpacificus is the source of this 914-nucleotide messenger RNA. It is a transcript of the gene pgpep1l, whose product is annotated as pyroglutamyl-peptidase I like. The record is from RefSeq and is a predicted model, not a curated record. The transcript is spliced from 5 exons. Bases 168 to 884 code for a protein of 238 amino acids. Gene Ontology annotation, molecular function: pyroglutamyl-peptidase activity. NCBI's taxonomy places the organism in Eukaryota, Metazoa, Chordata, Actinopteri, Osmeriformes, Osmeridae. Gene Ontology annotation, cellular component: cytosol. Gene Ontology annotation, biological process: proteolysis.
AGCGAUUAGUGAUGCAUGUUUGAUGUUGUCGGACGCAAACAAGGCACCAUACGAGGCUGGCAGAAAGGGUUACGACAUAGGCAAAUAGUUCGUUUAACUUUCGGGGAUUGAACGAAUUGUCAGUACAAGAGUGGACUUACGUAUUGCCAACGUGCUUAGGUGGAGUUAUGGAUACAGACGAAGCUGUGGUCGUUGUAACAGGGUUCGGACCUUUCAGACAGUUCUUAGAAAAUCCAAGUUGGAAAGCUGCACAGGGCUUAAAGCUGGUUGGAUUGGGAGAGGGUGUAAAGGUCGCCAUCAGGGAGUUACCAGUGGCCUACAACAGAGCGCAUCAGGUCAUAGUUGACUUAUGGAAAACCCUAAAUCCAAAGUUUGCCAUACAUCUUGGGAUUGCCACUGGAUCUAGAGGCAUUUUACUGGAGCAGACUGGGAAGAACCAUGGUUACAGUGAUAGAGAUGUGUGUGGCUCCUGUCCUGUGAAUCAGAAUUGCAUUGAUGGAGGACCAGCUAAACUGGACUCCAUUGUUGACAUGAGGGCCCUCUCAAAACAACUGAAAAAAGCGGGGAAGGAUAUAAUUUACUCAAGAGAUGCUGGGAGGUACCUGUGUGAUUAUGUGUACUACUGCUCUUUGUUCCAUGGUCGGGGAAGGGCAGCCUUCAUCCAUGUGCCUGCCUCUGGCAGCCUGAGCUCUCCUGACAGACUGGUGCCUCUGCUGCAGAUCGUUAUCCAGACCCUGCUGCUGCAAAAGGUGGACAGCUGCUCUCCUUCAUACUCGUUUCUCUCGACCUCUUCCAGCCCUUCUUCCACCAUUACUUGCUCAUCCAGCUCCUCCUCCUCCUCCUCCUGUCAGAUCAAUGAACACACUGGUACAGAGCUGCAGUAACUCGCAGUGAAUUAAAGAGUCCCUAAGGCA